AAUAUCUUCUUUGUCUUUCUGUGAUUUGUCAUUUAGCUUAGGCAGCAAAUUGAUUGACCAUAAAUUGCUUUAAUGACAGCAACAACCAUACCCAAAACAUCUUGGACCUAAUCCAGUCUGCCUGUUUGAGAUUUUUUUGUAGGCUCCAUGAUUUAAUCCUUGAGCCUAGCCUGUUCAGGAACCAUAAUUUCUUUCAUGCAUCAAUACACAACUAGAGUAGUUAAGCAGGGGCAAGCAAACCAUGACAAGAAAGAGAUCCAGAGAAUCUAAAAGUAAUGAUGAUCUUCACACACAGGUGGUGACUACAGAUGUAUCCAAAUUCAGCAAGAUUGUGCAGCAACUAACAGGAAUGCCAAAUCUAAGGCCUAAUAAGCCUGAAAAUUCUUUGCAGCUGGUUCUGAAGCCUGUUCCCAAAAAACCCAAUGUUGAGGGAUUACCAACUGCUGAGAGGGUAAUUUUCCCAAUCACUACUCCUUGUUUACAAAGGCCAAAGCCAUCUCUGCCUGUUAAACCUUCUUUCAUGGCUGCUGAGAAUGAGUUCCACCUUGAUUCAGCUACUUCUCUUCCUUUUUCACUUCCUAAUGAGGAUGACAUAUGCAGUUUGGAUUCUGAAGAGCCAUUUCCUAGUUUUCUUGUGGGCAAGGAUAAUGAUAUAUUUAGUUUGGAUUCUGAGGAACUGUGGCAAGUAAUGGAAUUGAAUACUAGAGAGAGUUUUAUGCUAUCAAAUAUAAUGACCAAGGUUUGAAUACCUGCUGGUUGAGAACUCCAGAUAAUUAUCGGAUCAGUGUUUAAGGGCUUUCACCAUGAAGGGCUCUGACCAGGAAGAGCACCAUGGAUAAAAGGUGCCAACAGAAGUAGGUUGGGAAAAAAUUAUAUAAUUUUCUGUGGUUAUAUAAUUACUUGUAUUUAAUUUUCAUAUAUUUAUUUCUUAUUGUAAA
Messenger RNA from Cryptomeria japonica (Japanese cedar), 938 nucleotides. RefSeq lists its product as uncharacterized. The record is from RefSeq and is a predicted model, not a curated record. The coding region runs from base 242 to 745 and encodes 167 amino acids. Lineage: Eukaryota; Viridiplantae; Streptophyta; Pinopsida; Cupressales; Cupressaceae. The transcript has a single exon.